AGUUGGAGAGAGUAGCAUGUCUGUGUACGUGUACAUGUAUGUGUGUGUGCAUUCCAUUCCAUGACGCCCGCCAGUGGCUGAUAUUCCCAUGGAGGUUUUUCAUUUUUGAUGCCGCUUUUGUCACCAUCAACAAUUUUUAGGUUAUUCUUCCAUCAAUUCACACGUUUCUUCCUCUGCACGUAGCUUCAUCGCCGGCUUCCGAUCACCGAUGAGUUGUUCUGUUAUGCAGAAUUGUGGAAAUAACCUAUUUGAUUAAAAUGGAUGAAACUGGUGGUAAUGGAAGCUUACCGCCUUUAUCGAACUAUAGAUUGGGGAAAACCCUUGGUUUUGGAGCAUUUGGUAAAGUUAAAGUAGCACAGCAUGUCUUGACUGGGAUUAAAGUUGCCAUUAAAAUUCUUGAUCGACAAUCGAUCAAUGAUUCGGAUGGAGAAAGAGUUAGAAGAGAGAUUAAAAUAAUGAGGCUUCUUUCGCAUCCGCAUAUUGUUCGGCUGUAUGAAGUUAUAGAGACGCAAUCAACUAUAUAUGUAGUCAUGGAGUAUAUGAACUCAGGUGAACUGUUUGAUUAUAUAACUGAAAAUCGGAGACUUGAGGAGAAUCAUGCUCGCCAUUUCUUUCAACAGAUUAUUUCCGGUGUUGAGAGUUGCCACCUACACAUGGUGGUUCACCGCGAUCUUAAACCAGAAAACCUACUUCUUGACUCGAAAGGGAAUGUUAAAGUAGCUGAUUUUGGUCUUGCUAAUGUUAUGCGGGAUGGCCAUCUUCUAAAAACAAGCUGUGGUAGCCCAAAUUAUGCUUCUCCAGAGGUCAUCUCAGGACAUCUUUAUGCUGGUCCUGAAGUUGAUGUUUGGAGUUGUGGAGUUAUUUUAUUUGCUCUUCUCUCUAAUGGUCUUCCUUUUGAUGAUGAGAUAAUGACUGUCUUACUUGCAAAGAUUAAGAGUGGAAUAUACACAUGUCCUACUUACUUUUCUCGAGGAGCACGCGACUUAAUCAGACGGAUGCUUACUGUUGAUCCGGUCAACCGUAUAACUAUUCCUGAAAUAUACAGGCAUCCAUGGUUUCAAAUAAAUCUUCCACGAUACAUUGGAGACCACUCGAUUAAUACUUCCUGGAGUGCAAGAAAGGUUGAUGUUAGCGUUCUAGAAGAAAUGGAUGUCUUGGGAUUUAAUGUUCAAGAAGUGAUUGGAUCUUUGAAUAACUUGUGGCAAAAUCAGGCAACAGUUUCAUAUUCUAUACUAUUGCAUAGGCGCUUGAAUAACCUUAGUUCCCACGAAGACAAUCUUCUAGGAUCCUUGCCAGUGGAAGGCACCGAUCGGCGAGAUAUCUAUGUAAGGCCAGUUUUUCCUGUUCAAGGCAAGUGGGUGCUUGGAUUUAAGUCUUGUUCAUCGCCACAUGAAACUAUGCGAGAUGUUUUAACCGUCUUUAAGAGAUUAAAUGUACAAUGGAAGAAGAUCGGGCCCUACAACGUGAAAUGUCUGUGGAAGCCAGCAGUUCAAAGGUUUUCUCUGCCAAUGGGUAUGAAUGGAAUAACUCUAAGAGACGACACCAAUGGUGUGAAUGCAGCACCACUCAAGACCUCAAAGAAUGAAUCAUUUAGUUUGUGUGAUGAUGUCAAGUUUGAAAUUCAGCUUUACAAGGGCAGUGCAGAGACGUAUGUUUUGGAUUGGCAAAGAGUUUAUGGGGCUCCGUUUCUUUUCAUUGAAGUUUGUGCUGCAUUUCGAGCAUGUGUCAUUGCAUAACUUUGUUGUAUAGAUUUCUAUAACAUGUCCUUUCAAAUUUUUUAAAUAAAGCCUUACAUAA
Molecule: messenger RNA, 1797 nt
Organism: Helianthus annuus (common sunflower)
Lineage: Eukaryota; Viridiplantae; Streptophyta; Magnoliopsida; Asterales; Asteraceae
Product: SNF1-related protein kinase catalytic subunit alpha KIN11
Exons: 11
Coding region: 258-1736 (492 amino acids)
Biological process (GO): intracellular signal transduction; protein phosphorylation
Cellular component (GO): cytoplasm
Molecular function (GO): protein serine/threonine kinase activity; ATP binding
Source: RefSeq, a predicted model, not a curated record